CCCUGUGGCGCUGGUCACUGACAGAUCACCUGACAUCACGCAACCCCAGCCUGUGACCUAAACAUCCUCAUGCCUCAACAUCAUAACAUAACGUCCACACAGAGAGAACUGAGAAAUACGAAGAAGCACCGCGAGCUUGUUUCCACCAGCUAGAAGCCGCCACUAUAUACCGGGACUUGAAAAGCUAUUCAUCCCGUAUGGAAUAAAUAUCAGCAUAGCCUUGCUUGGCAUUUCGGUUUGGGAUGGAAUACGUUCGCAACUUUCGUCCCUCAACCACGGUUAAAUAACCAGCCCCGUUCGCUCAUUUACCUCGACAGGAAGACCAGGGGCUAACGCGGAAAAGGAGAGAAUAACUAAGGGCGGAAGAUAAAGAGCAGGAAACAGGAGCAAAUAGAGGUAGAGAGAGCGAGAGAGCAAAGCGAUUACCCGCCACAUGCAUUCGAAUUCCAGGCUCCAGUCCUUGCCUACUUUCUCCUCUCAAGGCAUGACCCGUGUCUUCAGUUGACGGCCUUCUUUAUUUAUUUAAAUACCACCUAGGUACUGCUUGCCAUGGCAGACCUAUUACCAUCACAGACUUCAAAGGUCAUCGCCACCAUCGCCGUCGCGGCAACCCACACCAUCUUCUUUCCGUCCUCCACAUUCCCUCCCUCCCCGUCGGCAACAUCCACCUCAAUAAUAUCCCAGUAUCAAAAACAACAGGGCAGCGGCAACGGGGAAAAUGACGGUAGCAAUGGCGAAUGUGAGCUCCUCGGCCCCUUCGCGCUAUUUGUACAGGCUGCACUGGGCGCCCUCGCGCUGCUUUCACUCGUGUACAAGCGAUGGCGAGAACGGCCACAACGACCCGUGAAGGUAUGGGCGUUCGACGUGUCGAAGCAAGUCUUCGGCUCUGCUAUGCUGCAUCUAGCCAACCUGCUCGCGUCGAUGUUUUCCGCAGGCCAGAUCCCCGUGACGGCGACGUAUCAGCCGAAUCCGUGCUCGUAUUACUUGCUAAAUUUGGGGAUUGAUACAACCUUCGGCAUCCCCAUCUUGAUCCUGUUCCUCCGUAUCCUCAACCGCGCCGCCCAGUACACUCCGCUCGCCAACCCGCCUGAAUCUAUCGAAUCAGGAAACUACGGCCACCCGCCCCGCGCCAAGUGGUGGUUCAAGCAAUCCGUGAUCUACUUCUGCGGCCUGCUCUGUAUGAAAACAUGCGUUGUCGUCCUGAUACACAUGCUCCCCUUCAUCGUUAAGAUCGGCGACUGGGCCCUCCGAUGGACAGAGGGGAAUACCGCAGUUCAGAUAUUCUUCGUGAUGCUUUUGUUCCCGGUCAUUAUGAAUGCGGUGCAGUAUUAUAUCAUUGAUAUCUUUAUCAAGAAGCCUGUGCCUGUUGUGAGGCACGAGAGGGUUCCAGGCGAAGAUCCGGAUGAUGUUGAUAGUGAUUCUGAUGGCGUUGAUGGUGUCGGGAUGGCGGGGGAUGAUGAUCGGCAUCGGCGGAGUGCGUUGUUGGCAGGGAUUGAUGAUGGGGAUACUGAAUUUUCGAGCGAUGAGGAAGACCCUGUGGUUUUUUCGGAUAGUGAUGAUGAAGCGAGGGUGAAACAACCCUUUGAAGCUGGUGACAAAGGCAAUGGUACUACAAAUUAAUUGAGCAUCCACCGUGAUAGAUUUGGAUACUCUAUUUUGAGAUAUAUGCUCACCUGCCAUCCCUUUCACUGCCAUGUUAGUUUUCUCAUAAGAACAAAUGCCUGAUACACCCUGAUGUACUUUAUCUUCUUGUUCUGCUUUCUUGUCUACUUGCGGGAUGCUUUGCGAAUGGCGUUUUGGCGAAAAUUCUGGCUAUGUUUCAUAUUCUCCAUUUGCCUUUGUCGUCUUCUUUUGGAUAUCCAAGCAUUCGCCUCCUCAAGACAAACCCUGGCAUUCUGUAUUCUUUUCUGCUUGUAUUUUCGCUCCUGUGCGUUAUCGAAGCGUCAUUUCUCUUCUUUCUCUCAUUCCUUGUCUUUUUUAAUGGAUCCAGCCCAAAUCAAAAUAUAUAUAUAUUUCACUUUUAUUUCAGAUGCAUCUUCAGUUUGUUCCAAUGCUCACUGGAAUGGUGUGUCAUGAUGUGAUACGCCCUUUUUGUAAAAAAAAUAAAAAUAAAAAUAAAAGUAAAAAAUUAAA
Molecule: messenger RNA, 2133 nt
Organism: Blastomyces dermatitidis ER-3
Lineage: Eukaryota; Fungi; Ascomycota; Eurotiomycetes; Onygenales; Ajellomycetaceae
Product: vacuolar membrane protein
Exons: 2
Coding region: 550-1620 (356 amino acids)
Cellular component (GO): membrane
Source: RefSeq, a predicted model, not a curated record